AUGUCCAGAUCGACAUCGCUCCUGUCCUCGGCAGCCGCCACCCGUCCGACGACAGCCUUCCUAUGCUCUCCGGCGACGACGGCUCCCUCGAUAACGGCCACGUACCACCGCGCCCCGACGACGUCCACGCCCACCCAGCAAGUCCGCCACGCGACCUUUGUCCGCCGCCCCCGCCGCCCCUACACCUUCACCCAGCUCGUCCAGCUGUCGGACGGGUCGUCGUACGUGGCGCGCACCACCUCCCCUCAGCCGCUGUACAGGACGGGCAAGGACUCGCGCAACACCCUGCUCUGGCAGCCGUCGGAGAAGAAGCUCCGCAACGUCGAGGUCGACGAGGCCGGUAAGCUGGCCGCCUUCCGUGAACGCUUCGGUCGCGCCUUUGACCAGAAGGCCCAGCCUGGCGAGGAGGGCGCGGCGGAGGGAUACGACGGCCACAAGGCCGCCUCUUCUUCCUCAGAUGCUGCUGCUGCCGCCAAGGCUGCCGAGGACGAACCGGAGGAUGAUGGUUACGGCGACCUCAUCUCUUCAUAUGCCCCCGACGUGACUUCCUCCUUGAAGGAUGGUGGGUCGCCCCCCGCCCCCGGCGGGAAGAAGAAGAAAUAG
Molecule: messenger RNA, 603 nt
Organism: Geosmithia morbida
Lineage: Eukaryota; Fungi; Ascomycota; Sordariomycetes; Hypocreales; Bionectriaceae
Product: mitochondrial 54S ribosomal protein YmL36
Exons: 1
Coding region: 1-603 (200 amino acids)
Biological process (GO): mitochondrial translation
Cellular component (GO): mitochondrial large ribosomal subunit
Molecular function (GO): structural constituent of ribosome
Source: RefSeq, a predicted model, not a curated record